Molecule: messenger RNA, 723 nt
Organism: Laccaria bicolor S238N-H82
Lineage: Eukaryota; Fungi; Basidiomycota; Agaricomycetes; Agaricales; Hydnangiaceae
Exons: 8
Coding region: 1-723 (240 amino acids)
Biological process (GO): translational initiation
Cellular component (GO): eukaryotic translation initiation factor 3 complex; cytoplasm
Molecular function (GO): translation initiation factor activity
Source: RefSeq, a predicted model, not a curated record
AUGCAAAGCACUGUAAACAAGCUUUCGCUAGUUAUCGGAAACUAUGGUCAGAACGACCACUACGAGGACUCACAUAUCCCCCAACCUCAAAUCGAUGAGUCCAUGCUCAUAGCUAUGCAGCAGCACAUGGCACAGCAGGCUGCCUUUUCCCAGAUUCCUGAUGUCGUCAAAGGGCUCAUCGUCCACUUCCACCAACCUGUUCUGGAAAAUAACCUUGCAGAGUUGAUUGCUCCCCUCAUCAAUGACGAUUCCAUAUUCCUUGUCCUCUACCGCGAACUCUGCUACCGCCACGUUUACUCACGCCUCCAACUCAACCUCGACGAUCGCUUCCAUUCAUACGAAAACAGCUGCAAGCUCUUCAACUACCUCUUAAAUUCUGAGGGCCCCUGCACGGGCGAUCUGUUUGAUGUAUGUGGCUGCGAAGCAUAUACAGUAGGUCGUCUUGAGGGCUUCAAAUCUCUUCUAAAUAUUUCCUCCAGAAAACAUGUCGUCCGCGGAGGGGUGACCAACGGUCAUCAAUGGAUUUUCCUGAUACUGAAACUCUACGAGGACGGCAACGGCGGCAAAUUUUUCCAAUCACAUGCGAUAAAUCUCUUCAUGGACGAUGAGGGAGGUAUUUGCCGCCUCAGAACCUCUUUAAUCACAGCCAUUAUCGCACACUGGAUCCAGCAUAGUCAUGAAGAGUUUAGUGAUGAUAUCUCCGAUUUUUUUAUGCAGGAAUGA